This is a messenger RNA of Coprinopsis cinerea okayama7#130, 696 nucleotides long. RefSeq lists its product as hypothetical. Lineage: Eukaryota; Fungi; Basidiomycota; Agaricomycetes; Agaricales; Psathyrellaceae. Gene Ontology annotation, biological process: small GTPase-mediated signal transduction. The coding region runs from base 1 to 696 and encodes 231 amino acids. The transcript is spliced from 4 exons. The record is from RefSeq and is a predicted model, not a curated record. Gene Ontology annotation, molecular function: GTP binding; GTPase activity.
AUGAUCGUCCAGAGCUCGCUGAUACUCGCAUGGACGAAUGAGAAUUCCGAAGAGGAGCCCGAGCUCCCCAUUGGGCGCAUAGCACAACCGCAACUUGUAACUGUACGCCUACCCGCGGAUUCCAUCCCACCGGAGGCGCCGACAUGGAACCUGGGCCAGAGAAUUGUAGGCGCGGCGAAGAAACUGAAUUUGAAUGCCUUACUUACAGCAUCUCCUUUCGCGCAAACGUCAAGUCGGUCGCGUAGGACUCGAGGAGCGCCCCUCCUACCCACCCCCACUCCCGAGUCCGGUGCACUGGCAGGCUCGAAUCCAAAUCCGAAUGACAAACCGUCAGAACGGAAUGUCAUUUCGAGUAGGCCUACUCCAAGCACUCCCCACGUACACGAAGGUCACAACAACACGGUCACAGUCGAGAUGGAAAUAUUAGACACCGACUCAGACUGCAUCCGCAGGAUAUGCUACCCAAGCGCAGACGUCGUCCUCCUCUGUGUUCGCGUGGACCACAAAGCCUCCCUCGAUGCUUCCGUCGACUGGUUCCAAGACGAGAUUCGACAAUUCUGCAGACCGGGUACACCCAUAAUUGUCGUAUUGUGCCAGAUCGAUCUGCGCGAUAAUCCAAACCCAAGGUCUUUGGGAGCGAAGGAUUCAAUGCGGAAUGCGAUGAUCACCUCUGAGGAGCCGAGCGCAGUUUCGUGA